CUCAGCUUGAAUCAAAAUGUCUGGGCGUGGCAAAGGAGGCAAGGGUCUGGGAAAGGGAGGAGCCAAACGGCACCGUAAGGUCCUUCGUGAUAACAUCCAGGGCAUCACCAAGCCGGCCAUUCGUCGUUUGGCUCGCAGAGGAGGUGUGAAGCGUAUCAGCGGUCUGAUCUACGAGGAGACACGUGGCGUGCUCAAGAUCUUCCUCGAGAACGUGAUCAGAGACGCCGUGACCUACACGGAGCACGCUCGCCGCAAGACGGUGACGGCCAUGGACGUGGUCUACGCCCUGAAGAGGCAGGGCAGGACCCUCUACGGUUUCGGUGGCUAGGGAUUUACGAUUCUUAAAGUCUUGCUGUCAAGAAAUGGGAUUGUUGGUUCGGUUUAGUUGAUGUUAAUUAGGUAGUUUUUGCAUUUCUUAGGAGCUAAAAUUGGUUUAGGGUUCUUGUUGCUAUGUGCUGUGUAAAGUGAUUGAUGGACUGAGUUUCUAUGUGUUUGUGGAAUUGCAACUGAAGUUGAAUGAAAUGAUGGUGUUUGAUCCAAAAUUGAUGUG
Messenger RNA from Prunus mume (Japanese apricot), 550 nucleotides. RefSeq names its product histone H4. Gene Ontology annotation, cellular component: nucleosome. NCBI's taxonomy places the organism in Eukaryota, Viridiplantae, Streptophyta, Magnoliopsida, Rosales, Rosaceae. The record is from RefSeq and is a predicted model, not a curated record. Gene Ontology annotation, molecular function: protein heterodimerization activity; structural constituent of chromatin; DNA binding.